GCUGUAUAAAUAGUAAAAGAUCGAAUAUAGUUGUGUGAUGCAGAAGUGACGGCCUCGCCAUGAUUCGCGACCCCCCGGCCAUGCACAAGCCUGACAGUGCUCCCAGCCAACAGGAUGAGAAGUACACGCUCAGCAGCAGCGUGGCGAACACGGGCGGUGCGCGUCUGUGCGCUCAGUGCGGCAAGGUCAUCACGGAGCGGUUCCUCCUCAAAGCCAUGGAGCGGUUCUGGCACGAGGAUUGCCUGAAGUGCGGCUGCUGCGACUGCCGGCUUGGCGAAGUUGGCUCCAAACUUUACUACAAGGCGGAUCUCAUGCUCUGCAAAAGGGACUAUCUUAGGUUAUUUGGAGCCACAGGCAACUGUGUAGCGUGCAACAAAGUCAUUCCGGCCUUCGAAAUGGUUAUGCGAGCCAAGAGUUUCGUUUACCACUUAGAAUGUUUUGCCUGUCAGCAGUGCAAUCACAGGUUCUGCGUAGGUGAUAGAUUCUACCUGUGCGACAAUAAAAUCCUAUGCGAAUACGACUACGAGGAGAGGCUGGUGUUCGCCAGCAUGGCGGCCAACCCCAGCGGCCUCGCGCACAUCCGCCGCCAAGUCAGCGGCUUACAGUCGCCCAGCGCAGGCUACAUCGGCGGCGCGGGCUGCGGCGCCGGCGCGGCCGCCGCGGACAAGGAAGGCGGGAACUGCGCGGGAGCAGACGACGCGUCCAGCGGGUACGGCAGCCCGCCCGACCCCGACGUCUGCGACGCCGCGCGAUGACCGACGAUGCCGCGCCGACUUCUCGCCUCGGUGAAACCCCACUAGUGUCGGCGGGACGCAUUGGCCGUCGGAGCUUCGUCCCUGAGGCGGACGUUUUAGACUCUGCAAGCACUCGACAAUUCUCGAAAACACCGCAAAUAGAUUUAACGUGACAAACCAGAUUCUUCUUUUUCAUUGUAAAGUAACCAUCACCAAAACGAAUGCAUUAUUUUAUUUUGUUUGAGUUGUAAUCUUAAAGUUGUUUAAAUUCCGAAUCGCAAAGCAAAGGCGCCGACGUGUGGAUUUACUUCGCGACACCAGCGAGCAUAUUUUAUUAAUGCACGGGUACAUUAGUCUAGAAGGCAACUAUGGAAAUGUGGCGUUGUCAGAACACGAUAUUUCCAUUAUGUAUACGAUUUGAGCACUUGUUUACAUGUUAAGAUAGCAGAGCGCCGCGCUCUGCGUGGGUAGCAUUCUCAACCGAACCGGAUUACACUCAGAAGCAAUAACAAGGGCACAUUUUACGUCUCAAAAAUAUAUAAUCAUUGCCUGGCUAUGUGAAUUUGAGAUAUACACAAAUAAAGUCGCAAAACUGAAAAAUUUGACACCUAUUAUUGCUUGUGACAGUAACUGAUUCAUACUUAUCAACUUUUUUGGUACAGAGCGCUGAUGCAAAUCUGAUGUAUCGUACAAUAGUUAUAAAAUAUAAAACAAUCAAUUUUAACAGACACUGUCGCAUAAUGUUAAAAUAAUGUUAAACCACGAUAGUUAUAACAAUCGCAUGCAACGAUUCAGGUCCAGACACUUCUAAGAUGUAUUAAAAUAAUUGUUGAUCGAUCUCAUUGUUAUGGAAAUGUUUGUACUUUAGUAAACGUAAAUAUUGUUAUCAUACAAGGUAUGAACUUCUAAUUUGAUUAUUUUUUAUAUUUCCCUGAUUUGGUUAAGUAGGUGUACUGAUGUUAUUUUACCAAAGACAAGUUUCUGUUCAUAGAAUUUAAAUAUCUCCAGAACGAUUACGAGCUGUUUUUAAAUCGAAUAAUAGUGAUAUAAAUUAUACUCUGAAGUGGUGCAAUGGUUAGUUAAGUACUUUCUGUAUAAAUAUUAGAAAACUAACUGUUUAAGGCUUUCAUCCUUUGUGUUAUCUCCUGCCAUGGCUUCAGUGACUGUUCUUCGCGUGUCAAAUGUUCCAAGUUCCAACAUCAUUCCAUAAAUUGCUUUUGUGUUACGCAAAUUUUAAAAGAAAUAUUUAAAAGUCUAAAGAUUUCUAAAAUUGAAGUAUCGUAAUAAAAAUUACGACGACAGAAUAUAUUGUAUGUAUGUAAAUAUUAAACUGUCAUUAGUUAGCAAAUAUUGGCUAGAAUAAAUGUUUCGAUCUUUCGUCGACAUCGACAGAAUACGGUAAACGUCCUAGUGUAUGACAGACCGUUUGUCAUUGUCUAUUGCUUGGAAUUAAGAUUGAAAGUGGUAAAUAUUGGGACAGUAUCCAGCACUGGGACAUUUAUUUACGCUAAGUGCUUCAUUUCACAGUUACUAUGUAAAUAAAUAUAUUUAUUUAAUGAUUCAACAAAA
Messenger RNA from Cydia strobilella, 2303 nucleotides. Its product is annotated as LIM domain only protein 3-like. Gene Ontology annotation, biological process: positive regulation of transcription by RNA polymerase II. Bases 60 to 755 code for a protein of 231 amino acids. Gene Ontology annotation, molecular function: DNA-binding transcription factor binding; transcription coactivator activity. Gene Ontology annotation, cellular component: nucleus. The transcript is spliced from 7 exons. The record is from RefSeq and is a predicted model, not a curated record. Lineage: Eukaryota; Metazoa; Arthropoda; Insecta; Lepidoptera; Tortricidae.